GAUAAAACAAAACAUGAAGCACCAUAGAAACUUUAGUUAUGAAAAUCAUGUGGAUAGUUCCAAUAGAAAUUAUCCAAAUCAAGAAGUUAAUGGGUUCAUCGAAUCUAUCAAAAUAGUGAAGAGAAAAUAAGCUAUUAGCAAAUAAUUUAUACCAAGUUUAUUCAAAAAUUGAAAUUGCUUCUCCAUACAAGAACAAUUCUGAUAUCAAGAGAUUAUCAUUUUCAAAUCAUGGAAGGGUAAAUUCAUCUUCCUUAGAUAUCAAAGUCUCAAAAUCUAAGAAAAAGAAAUAAAGGAAAACCACGAAUGAAGAGUAAUGCUAGUCUAUCUCGAACAAAGACUGUAAUCCUAACUAAAGAGAAGCCUGCUGAGCCUUCUUGUGAUGACAUGAUUGAUUCAUCUCCUGAGUUCCAACUGUGCUCGAUUAAUCAUAAAGAUCCUCCAGAGAAAAAUUUUGAUUUUUUCCUUACUCAAGGUCCUAAAAAGUGUCUAAAAAUGUUUAAGAACAAACAUAGCCGGAAACUUGGGCCUAAAAGGUGCCUCAAAAAUAUGAAGAAUUCAGCUUUUGUAAAGAACCCCAGAGCUAAGAAAUUCUUUAAUAAAUAAAAGCGCUCUAAUGACUAGGAUGCAAGAUAAUUCCAAAAGCAAGAGCAUCAGAAAUGUGACUGAAAAACUCAGGUUCCUUGACCAAGCUAGCAGUGGGUAUUUUGAACCCCAAUAUGACUCUAUCUUCAUGGAUUACAAUAAUAUGACAUUGAGUGAGAAUUCUUCAAGUGUGUUCAACCUGAAGCAGACCCAAGUCAAGCCAAGUGUGAGGCUUAAGAAGACCAAACCAAAGCAGCCCUUGUUAAAAUUUUGGAAUAACGCACUUUUAGAAAAAGUUUACUUAAAGAAGCAGAAGCCGAUCAGAGCUAAAUCAGCUUUGUUAAAAAGUAGAAAGGCAAAAGCAUUUAAUUGAUAAUCAAGCAUUAAAAUA
Messenger RNA from Moneuplotes crassus, 973 nucleotides. The record is from the annotation of a GenBank genome assembly. Lineage: Eukaryota; Ciliophora; Spirotrichea; Euplotida; Euplotidae.